UCUGCUUUCAUCAAGCUUUCCUUCGGUUUACUUUGUGGGAGAGAGAGAGAGAGAGAGAGUUGGUCUUGCGUUUCGUCACGAUCAGUGGCUGCACGUGGGACACCCAGAAGAAUGGCUCUCUCUGGGGUGGUUCCUCAAGAUAGAGGAGAAUUGAGGAUACAUGAAAGUUUGGAUGAGCUGAGCACCGACUUGGCAGACUACAUUGCUGAAUUAUCUGAGGCAUCGGUGAAAGAGCGAGGCGUUUUCUCCAUCGCCUUAUCUGGUGGUUCUCUCAUUGGCUUAAUGGGGAAGCUCUGCGAAGCGCCUUAUAAUAGGACAGUGGAUUGGGCAAAAUGGUAUAUUUUCUGGGCUGAUGAGCGUGUGGUAGCAAAGAACCACACUGAUAGCAAUUACAAGUUAGCGAAGGAUGGCCUCUUGUCCAAGGUUCCCAUUAUUCCAAGUCAUGUGCACUCCAUCAAUGAUGCGGUCUCUGCAGAGGAGGCUGCAAGUGAGUACGAGUUUGUGAUCAGGCAACUAGUGAAAACUCGCAUGGUCAGUGUCUCUGAGGUUAGCGACUGUCCCAAGUUUGACCUCAUCCUCCUAGGGAUGGGUCCUGAUGGACAUGUUGCCUCACUAUUCCCUAACCAUGCAGUGCUGAACGAGAAAAGCGAGUGGGUGACCUUCAUAACUGAUUCCCCGAAGCCUCCACCGGAGAGGAUCACCUUCACAUUACCAGUCAUCAACUCCGCUUCCAACGUGGCUGUGGUCGUGGCUGGUGAGGCCAAGUCGGAGGCCGUGCACUUGGCAAUUGACGACGUGGAACCUGACUGCCCGAAACUGCCCGCUGGAAUGGUUCAGCCGAUGACGGGGAAGUUAGUGUGGUUUUUGGACAAGGGGGCUGCCUCAAAGCUCGAUGGCAAUCAAUUUUACAAGUCCUAAUGUUUAUGUUUUGGGUGCAGCGGAGGGAUGGAACACCUGUCGAUUUUGUUUAUGCUCCCGCCCUUUUCACAUUUAGAAAGUGAAAAAAUCAUUCGAACUCUAGAUCAUGGUUUAGUUCUCCAUUUUUUAUUUGUCGUCCUCUUUUGUCGGAUGGUGGAGAACUAUGGUUAAUUCCUUUUAUAAGAAGAUUUUGAUGAGGUCGGAGGAUCAAUAAAAGGCCCUUAUAUUACUA
This is a messenger RNA of Syzygium oleosum, 1150 nucleotides long. RefSeq names its product probable 6-phosphogluconolactonase 1. The transcript has 4 exons. Gene Ontology annotation, biological process: pentose-phosphate shunt; carbohydrate metabolic process. Bases 112 to 918 code for a protein of 268 amino acids. Lineage: Eukaryota; Viridiplantae; Streptophyta; Magnoliopsida; Myrtales; Myrtaceae. Gene Ontology annotation, molecular function: 6-phosphogluconolactonase activity. The record is from RefSeq and is a predicted model, not a curated record.